Blastomyces dermatitidis ER-3 is the source of this 2503-nucleotide messenger RNA. RefSeq lists its product as uncharacterized. Lineage: Eukaryota; Fungi; Ascomycota; Eurotiomycetes; Onygenales; Ajellomycetaceae. The transcript is spliced from 2 exons. The coding region runs from base 1 to 237 and encodes 78 amino acids. The record is from RefSeq and is a predicted model, not a curated record.
AUGAACGAGCAAAGCUCUUGGUCAGAUACCGGAAUAACUGCAUGUCGGGCCAAGCAACAUGUGCGCCAAUCCCAGAGCAUUUUAUCUUCACGAUACCCAGACGUCUCGUCUCAGUCGUCUGAAGACAAGAGUCAGCAUAGCAAAGAAGUGGAGCCACUCCGAGGCUUUCUCCGGCCUUUAAUCAUCGCCGAAAUUGUUGAGGUGAAUGUCAGGGAACAUGUAACCACGAACGUGUAACCACGGAAGGAUUUUGGGUUGUUCAAUUAGCAUCUUUGCUGAGGAAAAAUUUUUCCCGUUCACCAUGACAACGACGUGCCACCCACGCCUUGCUUCAAUGAGUAAAGCUCUCAAUUUCCCGGCGAACACAAACUAUUGGCUUCUAGAAGAUAGGCGCCCCAGAGUGCAUGCGCAUGAAUACAGGUCCUCAGGAGAGGCGAAUGAAGGAGAAAAAAAAAAAAAAAAAGAAUCCACCCAAGGGUAGAUCCGGUCCGGAGAAAAAGAUACUCGCUGUACACGCUGUAAAUUGAGUUCGUUUCGCUAGUCGAUGGACUAUCGAAAUAGUCGCCCGGUCAGCGAUAUCUGAUCGGAGAACGACAGCAAGCAAAAAAUAUGCUAAGAAUUUCAACUCUGUCGUUCUCUUUGCGUCCCAACCUUUUCUUCUGCCUGGGAUAUGUUUUCUCAAUCUCUUUCGGUCCAUUCCUGAUACUGGCAAACAAUUUCCUUUUGAUUGAAUUCAUGAGCUAGCGCUGAGUUUGCCGUUCCCAGUUCCCAUUUUAGGACUAGGGCUAAAUCUUCUGGUGUGUCACGGGAUUUCGUGGCUCACCCGCAUUGUUUACCUCUUGGCAAGACGCGGGCCGCGGCGCUGCGUGGAACCGUGGGCAUGGCUGACAACAGUGACGAGAAGGAAGAAAUAUUAAAUAAUAAUAAUAAUAGUUCAUGCCCCACGGACACGAGAAACUGAAACAAGGCCGAAGGAAGCAACGGUGCGGGGUUGGUUAACCUGGCGCCAGAAUAUCGCGAAAGUAAACUAAUAAGUGCCGCCGCACGCCAUCAGGCUGGAAGUGAUGGAUGGGCGGUUGGAGAUGGGGUUGAUUGAUGUGAUUGAUGAACAUGCGAGUCAGCUGGGACGGAAACGCCGACGGGAGAGUAACAUCGCGAAUCCUUUUCGUCCCUUUUUCUUUUCUUUUCUUUUGCUAUUUUAGGGAAUGUGAUUUGCUUGUUGGCGUUGCGUUGGUACGACAUGGUUGGUUUAGAAGAGGGAGAUGAGGAGCAAAUGCCCGCAUCUGCUGUGCCCAUUGACACCCAGAGCAGAAGCCCAAGGAGAAAGGAGGGGAAGGGACGAGAAGGGCUGACCCGCGAAUCUCAUGACAUCAACAUGGGCUAGAGAAAUAAACAGUGUGACCCCACUGCUGCAUUUAAUGAUUCCAAGCCUGAACAGAGAAUCAAGUUCAGCGACAAAGACUGUAUACGAUACUAUUAAAGGGCUAGCUAGAGCGAAUACAGUCAAUGAUCAUUCUUGCUGUGUCGUGGUGACCGAAGGAAGAAUUCUGCGCGGGCUAGCUAGCUACCGCUGAUUGGAUGCUCGCAUUUCCUCUCUCGGUUAAUAUUUAAUCUCAUUCAGAGCCUUGCGGAUUCGGUCUCAAUGGCGGGUGCUUCCGGUGGUGUCAGUAAGGGGUGGCACCGAGGGCCAUGGCACAAUAGAAUACAGAGUAGAACCCCAGUUUGUGGUUGCGUGCGGUGUUAUUUGCCUUCUUGUUGCAGGCCUUGUUACGAAAAAGAACUAACAGGAUCAUUUUUGGCUAACGCUGAAGCCAAAGCUCCUGCUUGAGAGUCGAGACAGGAGGAUUGGUACACGUAAGUGGAUCGUGAGACCAGGAUCCAUCAGUGCAGGCUGGCUGAAUUGGAGUCUCUCUCCGAAGUAUCGUGGCUGUUGAUACGCUAAAUAUCUGGUUAAAGAGAGCUAUUUUCCAUAGCAACAUCCUUGUCUUUGUCUCCGUGUCUCCCUGUCUCCCUGUUUUCGGAUAAAUACCCACGGCCGACGCUUGCGCCAUGAAGAGCUGAAGCGUUUUUUAGUGACCAGGGAAGAGGCGCACGGCAUGGGAUCGUCAAGCAACUUGAAGCAAGGCAGAUGAUGGGAAGAAUCUCAGGUUUCCUCUCUUUUACCAUGGGGGCUAUUCCGAUGAAAGGGCAACUGUAGAUCUCCAUCCAUUUGAUUGCAAAAAUAAGAUUUGGAGAUGAACGCAGAUAUUGUUUGCUUCUAACCUUGAGCAAAGAGACAUGGUUGACGAUCCGCGGGUAGACAGACACACAGUCAAUGCUCUCCACAGCAAUGUUGGCAUAUUGGCGCAAUUGGAAUAACCAACUCGCUUUCUAGCGGAGUGAUGUGCUAAGUAUAGUUAGCCAGGGUAGGUGGAGGUGGUGAUGUAAAACCAAGCUUGAUGUAGAAUGAUAUCCUUGUUUUAUUGUUUCAUGAUAUACUGCGUAGUUAUUCAUCGUAAGCCUG